CCCAAGUUGUACCCCUUUCCGUCAUCAACCGACCGAAGAGUACUUGUAGCCAACACCACCCGGACAGAGACAAUUCCCAUAGCAUCCAUGUUGAAAACUCCUAUACAAAUCUAUCUACUAUCUACCUACGUUAUCUAUCAUACCUAAGCCUUAAAUUGAGAUUAUGGGAGAACCUGCACCUCUGGGGAUCCGUUUACCGAGUACAUCGCCGGCUCGCCGAGAUCCCCGAGGUUACCGACAUGACCGACCUACGGAACUUUCCGUGGAUGAAGUUGAUAGUCGACGUUACCUCCGCCUUAGAUACCCUAUGUUCCCCGACUUCAUUGCCCGCAGACACUUUGCUGACAUCGAAUGUUUAAGGCAAGGAUAUCGCUUUUUUGGUUUAUCUCCGACAAGCUUGCAGACAACUCAAGGUAUGCGUGCUUAACUCCAGAAUUUGGGUAUGAUGAUUGAUUUUAGGAUAAUGCUUUAGAAUAAGGAUCGUGUGAUGUAGACUGGACGGUCGAUUUUCGCUGGAUUGUGUAGGAGUCUACCUGAGUUCCAUUUAUAAACGACUUUGUUGCACAUUCCAGACCUCUGUAGAUCAGAAAAAGAUAGGUAUUACGAAAUACAUACCAGCUACACAGAGAUGCACUAUCUUAUACUUCUCCUCAUUCCAUUACUCGCUUGGUCAGCAUCAAAACUGAUUCUUUGGGCCUUUACUUUGCCUGGACUGCGGACAAAGUCGCUGCCACCUGGACCCCCCGUUCUCCCCUUUCUCGGAAACUCGCACGAAAUUCCCAAAACAGGAGUUCAUUUACUAUUUACAAAAUGGGCCAAGACUUACGGACCGGUGUUUUCACUCAAAAUCGGGCGCGGGACCAUGGUCGUCCUGACUUCAGCGUAUCACGGAUCCCAGCUGUUAGAUAAGCGCUCGGCGUACUCGAGCAACAGGCCUCCCUCGUACGUGCUAGGUGAACGGGUCUUUUCUGGAGACCACCCGAUGUUCAUGAAUGCCGACGAGCGAUGGAAGUUGCGGCGGAAGCUAUACUUCCAGCUGCUGCAGGAGUCGAGGUGCGACAGGGAGCACAUCCCGCUUCUCGAGGCCGAGUCUGCGCAGCUGGUUCGCGAUAUAUGCCUUGAGCCGGAUUCUUUGAUGUUUCAUCCAGGACGGAUGGCCAACAGCGUCACGAUGUGUCUAGUGUACGGUGUUCGUACCCCUGAAUACAAUACGCCCCACUACGUCGAGCUGCGCAAAAUCAUGACAGAGCUCAGCGUGCUCGGUGAAAUUGGCGCUACUCCGCCCGUUGAACUUAUCUCCUUCACAAAAUACUUACCGCAGCGUCUCUGGGGAAAUUGGAAAACCCGGGCCGACGUUCUGCGAAAAGGCAUCCACGAUCUCCACUCUCCGCUGGUCGACCGAGUAAUGGAGCGCCGCGAAAAGCUCGGGUCGUGCGAUUCCUUCCUCGACCACGUCCUGGACCAGCAGGAGAAGUUGAAGCUUACGAGAAACGAAAUCGAUGUUAUGUGCGGAAAUCUCCUCGAGGGAGGCACAGACACGAUGGCAAACACCAUCCUCACGCUUUGCCAGGCCAUGGCGCUCUAUCCAGACUUCCAGGAAGAAGCGCAUAGGGAGAUUGACGCGGUACUGUCUGACACUGAAUUGCCUACUUGGAAGGACUUGGAGAGACUCCCGUAUGUCAAUAUGGUGGUCAAGGAGCUCCUGCGUUGGCGGCCGCCUGCCCCUACCGCUUUUCCACAUGCAUUAGUCAAGGACGAUGAAAUUGAGGGCAUGAAACUUCCCAACGGAUCAACAGUCGUGCUGAACGUCUGGGGCGUGCACCAAGACGCGACGCGCUACCGCGACCCAGAAAAGUUCAACCCCUCACGGUUCGCCGCGCACACUCAACUCGCCUCAGUCUACGCCAACUCGGGCGACUACGAGAAGCGGGAUCACUACAGCUACGGGAUUGGGCGGCGCAUCUGCCCCGGCAUUCAUCUAGCAGAGCGCGCACUCUUCUUAGGCGUUGCUAAGUUAAUCUGGGGGUUUGAUUUCCAGCAGAAGAGGGAUGCGGCGGGGAACCCGAUUAGCAUUGACAUAGCGCCUGAAACGGGGUACGAUGAUGGGUUUUUGAACCAGUGUCGCCCGUUCGAGGUCGAUAUCACGGUUAGAUCGGAGAAGCGCAAGGAGGUGAUUCUUGCGGAUGCGGCGAGGGCGGAGGCGGACAUUUUUAGUAUCUAUUCGAGAUAGCUUGAUGAAAAGAUGUUUAAGGUUAAGGAGGGUAAUCAACUACCUACCCAGGAGCAGAUAUCAUAAUUCUUUUUUGAAAUGGCACAUUGAACUACCUACUUGGUUUUGGGUACUGGGUAGAUACUUGAGUACCCAGGUGCUCAGCAAGUAAGGCCAUCGCAAAUCUUACCCCUGAAUAACAAUUCUGAUUUAUAA
Hypoxylon fragiforme is the source of this 2425-nucleotide messenger RNA. Its product is annotated as cytochrome P450. Lineage: Eukaryota; Fungi; Ascomycota; Sordariomycetes; Xylariales; Hypoxylaceae. The transcript has 5 exons. The record is from RefSeq and is a predicted model, not a curated record. The coding region runs from base 629 to 2230 and encodes 533 amino acids. Gene Ontology annotation, molecular function: monooxygenase activity; iron ion binding; oxidoreductase activity, acting on paired donors, with incorporation or reduction of molecular oxygen.